CCACACUUUCAUCCGCAUGCAGCGAGCGAUCCGCAACAGAGAUAUUUACGUACCCCCGCGCCUCGCGCCAUGAAUCCUACCCAAUCCUCAGAGAGUAACACCUCUUCAAGAAAAUUCUCGAUUGAGCCACAUCCGAACAAGACCAGCAUGAUUUUCAACGUCCUCCCCGCGACUGUCCAAAGCCGCAUCCCUGCCAUUCCAUCCAUACGAAAAAUCGUCAAUGGCGCACGAUCAUCCAAAAGCGCUUCCGGCCCUGUCGAGAUACUCGUCCCCGAAACCCCUCCACCAGGUUACACGUCACGACCGGGGAGCGCUCGAACAAGAUCUUCACGAGAUUCAAUCGAUUCGUUCGAUGCAGAACUUGUAGUCCAAGAAUGCAGUUAUAGUCGUCCACAAUCGACCAUGAGCACACCUCCAAGCUUUUUCCAUGUGGCAGAAAGCAGUACGGGAAUCAACUGGAAAUAUGCGAACCAGGGUCUAAAUUUGGUCUCUCAGUCCUAUACCGAAUCACAUGCGAUCACGCAGGUCGAAGAGACUUCUGCGUCUCUUACACGCCAGCUGUAUCUGCAUGGUAUGACCUAUCUGCUCCGCGGUCUCCCAUCUGAUCUGACUCCAGAGGAGACAGUCUGUCUGCAAGCUGCGAUACCACCGAAUUUGACUGUGAUACAUACUGAAGCAUGCUCACACGCCAUGAUCGCAUUCGGACAAGAAUCGGCGACUUUGCGCGAACCUCCUGAAAAUCCGUCGACGCUGCAUCGUGUCGUCGCCAUACUUGUGUUUCAAACGUUCGCCAUGAUCCAGUUCCUCCUACCGUACAUGAAGAUGUUCGCGGGGCACGCAUAUCGUCUUGAAAGGGAGCACAAAUUGACGCAGAAGAUGGUCAACAAUGGCUUGAUGACAGCAGACAGGCUUCGGCAACGGAGUCUAGAACUGUCGCACACCGUUUGCCAGAUGAACGACGGAAAAGUUGGUCAAGCGCUGAACGAUCUGGUAAUAUGGUUGGUGCGCGGUUUGACCGGAGGCUUUCAGCAAGGUGUUACAGAAGGAAUCGAGAUGAUGAGCAGCGAGAGGUUGGCAAAGCAGCAGCGUUUGGAACAGGCCGACUGA
Molecule: messenger RNA, 1107 nt
Organism: Periconia digitata
Lineage: Eukaryota; Fungi; Ascomycota; Dothideomycetes; Pleosporales; Periconiaceae
Source: the annotation of a GenBank genome assembly